UAGAGUUGCUACGCACUUUCCUUGUUCAAUUUUUAAAAAAGGAACAUUUUAAAUUAUCGAAGAGUAUUGAAGCUAGGAGAGUCUUAUAUUGAGCUCCUGUAAUAGAGCUUUAUAAAAGUGGCAAUAAAUUUGUAUCAGUCAUCUCGGGCAUAUCCUCAUUGAUGAUCCAUGGAAAGUCUUCACAGUUUGGGUUUUCGCUGAGACCAACAUGGGCUGCUUCAUACGUUUGAAUCUCAAUGGAAAAAGUAGAGUCCUCUGGCAAUGGUUUCAGAUAAGCCUCACACAUGGACAAUUUUAAACAAAUUGUUCUGAGAUCUUCCUCUGUUUUUAAAUAAUACGGAUCCUUUCUGCAACAAAGAUCAAAAUGUUUAAAAAGAAUGCCGCCAUAUAAGAAGACUGAUUUAGAUAAACUAGCAUGGGCUUGGGUGGAAAAUGUUUCACCCGAAGAUAUACAGAAAAUACAUUUAGAAUCUGCCUACAGGAUAGGUUUAAAAGCAUGUAAAAAUUGCAAACGCAACUGUACGAAUAAUCCACAAUGUCUAACAGGCAUAGGCGAAGAAAAGUACAUGAAGUCUCAACUCGUAGAAGUAGCAUCUUUAGAAAGUUCUUUAUCCGAAUUACGUGACCCUACAGAGUAUGUUGGUUUAAAGAAUCUGGGUGCUACUUGCUAUGUGAACAGUUUAAUUCAAAUGUGGUUUCACAAUGAAGAUAUGAGGAGAAUAAUAUACAAGUGGAACAUCACAGAGGAUCCAGAAGAAAGGGAAGCGGUGUGUCAAGCUACGAAGGCGGGAGUACCAUUCCAUCCUGUGACAGCGGUCGGCCAGUUGCAAUACAUAUUUGCUAUGAUGCAAUUCGGAAAUCGACGACUUCUUGACCCAAUGAAUCUCGCGAUCGUGUUGUCUCUGGACACUAGAACGCAGCAGGAUGCGCAGGAGUUCUCGAAGCUACUACUGUGCCAUAUCGAAGGGAAACUGCAACAAAACGCGGCAUUGAAGCAGACGUUGCAGAGGCUGACACAAGGGAAAUACAGCUAUAUCAAUUGCUGUUCGAAGUGCGGCACCGAAUACCCGACCUCCACCACGUUCUAUGAGCUGGACCUGCAGCUCGCGGCUACCCUUAAGGAGGCGAUAGAGAAAUACUUGUCCGUGGAACAUCUAACCGGAGCGAAUCAGUAUCAUUGUGUUACCUGCAACGACAAAAAGGAUGCGCGGCGAUUUAUACGCUUGGAGUCCCUCCCCGAAACGUUGAACAUACAAUUAAUGCGUUUCGUCUUUCACAGAGAUUCUGGUCAGAAAAGAAAGCUGAACUCUUUUAUACAGUUUCCGGAGGACCUGGAUAUGUCCGAGUAUGUCAGAUGUCCGGUACAGACUCACGUGUACAAUCUCGUCGCGGUUCUGAGCCACAAAGGGCCAUCCGCACAUUCAGGUCAUUACAUUGCUAAUAUAUGUAAUUCGAACGGAGAGUGGUACCAGUUUAGCGAUGACAAAGUUGAGAAAAUGCAGAACAAACGGAUCGAAGACAGCGUGAAUGACAGUACAAAGGUUGUAAAACGUGGACGUGUCCCAAAGGGCUUCCUAUCAUCCAACACGGCGUACAUGCUAGUCUACAAAAAAGUGACUAUGGACAAUAGAAUGAACAACGUAAAGAAGACCAAGACGAAGAAAGCUGAAGUCGAGACUAAUAGUAAUAACGCGGAGGGUUAUAGCGAUAAAGAGAAACCAGACUCGUCGGACGAAGGAAAGCGCAAGAACGGACCAGAUUCUACUGUGCUUAAUUCUAGCGUUCCUAUCAAAGUGCCGAAAUUGGACGUAGAACGGAAUGCCAAGUCCGAGAAUGUAGUGUCUUCUUCGGAGGUUGUAGAUUCUACUUCCAACGAACGGAAUGGAAAACAUGAGCCAGACACCAAGGAAAAUCAUUACGAAGUUAAGAAUGCAAAAGUGGAUUAUAAAAGGCUAAACGGUGCUGCACAUCGAGCCAUGAGCUGCGGAGAGAGAGACAUUUAUGAAGAGAUGGAGUUUGAGAGUUGGGAAGUUAGUUCCACGUUACGCGAGUUAGUGAGGCAGGAGAAUGUGAAGCACGAAUUGAGCUUGUUGGCUAUCCAGCAAGAAAAGCAAAAGGAAGUCGAAGACCAGAAUCUGAAGAGACAGCUCGUAAUAGACAUUUACAACAUUAUUUCUAAUACAGUCUCUUGGGAUAAGUAUCAGUGGAUCCCAAGCGACUGGUUAUCAAAGUGGCUGAACGGCCACGCGUUUACCGAAGGCGUGCCGCCAAUAGACAACUCCACCUUGAUGUGUCCGCAUUUUCGACUCGAUCCACUGAAAGUGAAUCGCGCGAAGUGUCUACCUCUGCCAGCCGCAGAAUUAAUCUAUGAGAAAUACCGCGGUGGGCCGCGGUUAGAUCAAAACUCAUUGUGCGAGGUUUGCGUGAGGCGGCGAUAUAAGCUGCUCCGUUUUAAGAUCUCGUUGGAACGAGAUCACAAGGAGGUCAGCGAGCUUGUCCGAACCUUCAAGGAACCGACCGAGACAAGUUACGUAGUGGGCGCUGAUUCGUUGAGAUCAUGGCGGAGGCUAGCAAUGGAGAAGUUUAUAGAUGAAAUGGAGCAUGAGAUCCAAGACGAGGACGGUCAGACUUCUAACGAGCCGGAGGAGGAUAGUAAAAGCAGCGGUAAAGACAGCGAGGGUGCAAAAGAAGUGGAGGAGAGCGAAGAAAAUGAAGUGAUACUCUACUUCAACGAAGACCUGCUCUGCGAGCAUGGAUCCUUGAAAACCCCAGAUUCCACCAGGAAGGUGGUUCCAAGAGAAGCUUGGGUUACACUCCGGAAAUAUUUUCCAGAAUCGAAGGAGUACCCUAUUUCAUCUCCGUCAUGUUCCAUUUGCGAGGAGAAAAUGGAGAACGCGCAGAAGGCUAAGAAGGAUGACAAGAUCAAAGCGAAACAGCAAAAGGACGAGCUGAACGAUUUAUAUCAUGGACGAAAUAGAAACGAGAUACAAAAGUGCGAAGACCCUGAGAAGGUGUUCUUCAUCGUGGAGAAGGGCUUCCUGGACAGCUGGCGUUCCUUCGUUCGAUACGCCGAAGUAUUCUCGAAGGCGCCGCCAACGGGGAUCAGAAACGCUGUGUUGCUCUGCGAGCCACACAAAGGAUUUCUCUAUCUCACGAUCAACAACGAGCUGUACAGUAUAGUCACCGCGGAGGAGUGGUCGAAACUGAUGCAGUUCUACGACGUCGACUACCCGAUCACCAUCAGAAAACGCGGCUUGGAGUUCUACACCAAUCCCGAUCUCUGUCCGGCCUGCAUGCUGGCCAGGGUCGAGCAGGAGCGUCUGGAGAGCCUGAAGUACGACAGAGCGACGAUCUACGUGAAGUGCGUGGAGGACAACGAGGAGUCAAAGUCUGAAACCGACACGGAGGUGGCGGCAAAGAGACCGAAGAUGGAGAACGCCAGGCCCUCGAGGACCCGGAGGAACCUGAAGGGCUCGCACGAGCUCAAGGUCUCCUCGGAGAUCACCCUCAAGGAGCUGAAACUAAUGACAAUGCAGAUCUGUGGUGCUGGACCCUACGAUCAACACCUGAUGCUCGGCGAACACGAGCUCACCGAUCACAGUCAAAGUCUCGCGGCUCUCGGUAUCUUCCCCGGGGCGCUUCUCACCUUGAAGAUCGACACACCGAUUGAAAACGAGGCGGACGUCGAGGCGGAUGCGAACAACCCCGAGUCAACCUCGCCGGAAAAGGGUUUCAAGGGAACGGAAUUAGUGCCGAGCUGAUCUGCAUCACCGAGGAUCACGGGAUAGCCGAUCGUUUCGUGGCGGGAUGUUCAGUGACGAUAGCCGAUUUAAUAUAAAAUAUUUUUAUACGCGAGUUGAUAUGAUAUUCUAUAUAUAGAUAUAUAAAUAAUCUGUAUAUAUAUACUAUAUUAUAUGUAUAUGUUAAUGCAUACAAAUAUGUUAACGAGAGUGAUAGAGCGGAGGGAAGAGAGAGAGAGAGAGAGAGAGAGAGAGAGAGAGAGAGAAAGAGGAGGAGAGUGAGAGAGAGAGAAUGUGUGUUUCGUUUUCAAAUAAUUAUUUGCCACUUGCUAUGAACAUUUACGCGAACGGGAGUUCACGCAGAGUUAUCCAAAGACGACGUCGCCUGUGUGCAAUCGUUGGGACUCUUCCCGUGCCGGUCAUUGAAACGAUCGGCGAGGAGAAAGAGGCAUCAAUUAAAUUAAUCGAGACAAUAAUGUCUGAGGUUGAUUCGCACCGUGGCUCUUAGAGGCGCGGAAAUAUUAUUUAUUCUUCGAACCGAUCGAGCGACUCCUUGAGCACACGGUGUCCCGAUAUGAUCCUGGUUCAACGGGGAUGGAUUCCGUGACGAGUAGAAUCGGCCGGUCACGAUCAGACCAGAACCGAGAACAUAUUCAUUUCCGUGAUUUCCCGUUGGAUUUAUUACGCGACUCCUUGGGGCAUCGCGCGCGCGUCCUCCGCGAUAGUAUAACCACCGGUUCUGUCUUUAAUCCGAGGUGCUGAGUAGGCUUACGGGCGUAACUUUUCGCGAGACUUUAUACAUAUAUAUAUUCGAGAGAGCGAGAGAGAGAGAAGGCUCCGCGACGCGUCCAUCGGACGCGCGCCGCCGGUUUUUAUAGUUGAUCAUUGUACGUCUCCGGGGAGAGAGCGAAAGAAUGCGAGAAAGUAUUUACGGCGCUUGAUGAGGAAUCGUACGACUGCCUUUAGCGUGUUUUCCGGUCGAGAUGUGUCGUGUGCUGCACGGGAUGGUGUGUCGCUGUUAUCGCGUAGAAGAAUGGUGGUGCGCGGACGAUCUAGGAAUCGUAGGAAUAAUUUACUGUUCGUCGUAGAUACUGGAAAUAAAAAGGCACAGUAGUACUGACCAUGCACAUUAUAA
Molecule: messenger RNA, 4875 nt
Organism: Megalopta genalis
Lineage: Eukaryota; Metazoa; Arthropoda; Insecta; Hymenoptera; Halictidae
Product: ubiquitin carboxyl-terminal hydrolase 48
Biological process (GO): protein deubiquitination
Cellular component (GO): nucleus; cytosol
Molecular function (GO): cysteine-type deubiquitinase activity; cysteine-type endopeptidase activity
Source: RefSeq, a predicted model, not a curated record